This is a messenger RNA of Aaosphaeria arxii CBS 175.79, 1749 nucleotides long. RefSeq lists its product as uncharacterized. Gene Ontology annotation, biological process: meiotic attachment of telomere to nuclear envelope; mitotic telomere tethering at nuclear periphery. Gene Ontology annotation, molecular function: DNA binding. The transcript has 5 exons. The record is from RefSeq and is a predicted model, not a curated record. Lineage: Eukaryota; Fungi; Ascomycota; Dothideomycetes; Pleosporales. Gene Ontology annotation, cellular component: nuclear membrane complex Bqt3-Bqt4. Bases 1 to 1302 code for a protein of 433 amino acids.
AUGGUUGCGAAAAGACCGCUCCCCGAGAGGCACAACGACCUCGUCGAAGCCGAGCAUUCGCCUUCCCAUGAAAUACUCGUCGAGAGACGCCGACUGGGACAGACAAACCUGGCCGUCAAAUCCGGCGCUGUCGGGGUUUCCAACGCGACCAAGUCAGAGCACUUGGGUACGUUCGACUAUGCCCAUCUCCGAGUGCCCCUCCCCAAGGACUUGGGCGGCUCCGGCAUCUUUACACUGAAGAACGCGACCUCAUAUCCCGAGUCUUACUUCCUGAUGCGACGGAGCAGCGAUGGUUACAUCAGCGCGACAGGCAUGUUCAAAGCCGCCUUCCCGUGGGCUUCCCUAGCAGAAGAGGAGGCGGAGCGCAAGUUCCAGAAAACAUUUCCUUCCGCAGGAGAUGAGGAGGUUGCGGGUAGCGUCUGGAUUGCUCCAGAAGAAGCACUCGCGUUGUCCGAAGACUAUGGCAUGCGCCGUUGGAUUGUCGCACUGCUAGAUCCAAGCACCAUCGAGAAGGGAUCCAAGGACCGUGAUAACACCCACAUCCAGGUCCCGCCGAGGUUCGACAUCGAAAAGGCCGUCCAUCCCGUUGUUCUUCCUCCAAGCUCCGCCCUUCGUUCUACCCGCGCAAGGUCUACGCGAUCGGCUUCCCCCAGCAAGAUUGCCACGCCUGGUCGCAAGAUCGCAAGUCCUCGCAAGGCGCGCACCACACGAAGUGCCGCGAAGCCGGAGUCGGUCAAUGGGGAGGAGAUUCUCGAGACUGCAAAAGCACUAUCCGCAACGAGCGCCCUCCAGAGGGUCAUCGAAAACGGUACCGCGCCUGCCGAGUCCACUGCGUCUGAGUCGGUCAACGAGGAUGUGGCUAAGGAGGGCGAGGUCAAGGACAUCGAGGCCAGAGAGCCUGAGACGGUCCGAAUCGAGAUUCAAGAGACGGUUGAGCAGGAUGGCGACGUGGAGACCACAACGACCAAUGUCAAGAUCGAUGUUCCCGCUGAUCAUCCCGAGCUUUCCACUCCGGAAGACCCUGCCAAAAUGAUCGAGGAGGCUAAGCGCAUGGUUGAGGAAGCACGAGAGCUCGAUGCACAGAGCUCUGGCGUGGAGCCUAUUAAAUCGAGCAAGAGGAAGGCCAAGGAUCUCUCGAAGGAUGACAACGAGACAGAAGAGGCCGCUGAGGACCGACCGGCAAAGCAGGCCAGGACGUACACAACAGAGCAGCGAUUGAAGAAAGAAAAGGUGACAGUCAAGGCUUUUAUUGGACUAGGAGUCAUGACCGCCAUUGGUGCCGCUGUUCAAUACUUCAUAUAAGCGCAAAGAGCCGAUAACAACGCUCGUACGCUUCUAUGAUCUGAAAUGUCUCUUUUUCUCUUAUGCGGCUCGUCACUGGAUACAUUUCCCCCUCUUUUCUGUCUUUUAACCGAUACCACUACACCUUUUAUUUCGAUCUUACGAUCUUGACCUCCCUCCAUUUACAUCCGCCUAGGUAUACGGCGCAAUGGAUUGUGGUUUUUUUGUAUCUUCCAUUUCCUCUCUAAAAUCAUUCCAUCCCCACCCCUCCCAAAUGGCGUUUAUGAAAUAGCACUUGUUUUGCCUGGUCACCUUACUACCUUACCUUACCACACCCUUUUUGACCUCGUUCCCAUCCCGUCCUCCGUCUUGCGAACCAAACGUGCACUAUCACUUCUCAUGAAACCCUGCCAUUACCCAUAUCACCAAAAAAUCCAUCUCGGAAACACGAAAGUAGAUAUUUAAUUC